AUGUCUAAAUGGACUCCUGAAUGUAAUAUAGUUUAUACCCUAAAAGUGGAUAUGAAAAGUGGAGUUCCUUCUGAUGCACCAAAGAAAGAGGAGAGUCUGAAGGGGAUCUUGAACCCUGAGCCUGUUGGGGCAGCCAAAAGCUUCACUGCAGAAGUUGAGAUGAUUGCUGGUAAAGUAGGGAAUGAGUUCUCUCACUUAUGUGGUGAUUCUCAAAAGCAGAAGGACAUGGAUGGCGACCGGACAGACCAAGACAAAAGUAUUGUGGUGCGAAGAAAACGCAAGAGCCAGCAGGCUGGUCCUUCAUAUACUCAAACUUGUCCUCAUAAAGAAAACCAAGGAAUUUCAGCAUUAAGACAGUGUCUAGAAACACAGAGUGAAGACAAUGAUUCUUCUUUUAGUGAAUGUAUCUCUUCACCUUCAUCUAGCCUACACUUUGGAGACUCUGACACGGUGACAUCUGAUGAAGAAAAAGAUGGUCCUGUAAGACACCCUCAGGCAGUGUUGAAUACUACAAGUAGAACUCAUAGUGUAAGGUCCCAAAAGCGGCCUCGGACUGAGGCAGACUCUGAAUCUGGGUUAUUAACAAAAAGGCCCUGUAUUCACAGCAGUCCUGUAAGAAGACUUCCAUAUAGGAAGAGAUUUGUGAAAACAAAUUCGUCACAGCGGACACAGAACCAAAAAGAAAGAAUUUUAAUGCAGAGGAAAAAGCGGGAAGUGUUAGCUCGAAGAAAGUACGCUUUACUAACCAGCUCUAGCAGUUCCAGUGAGAAUGAUCUCAGUAGUGAAUCUUCUUCCGGUUCAUCUACUGAAGGGGAGGAAGACUUAUGUGUGUCAGCUGGUGAAAACCACCAGAGCAGUACACCUGUUCCUUCAGGAAGUAUUGAUGAAGAUGUUGUGGUGAUUGAAGGAUCCUCCACUCCCCAUGUCACUCAUAAUGAAGAAAUAAAUGUCACCUCAACAGAUAGUGAAGUGGAGAUUGUCACAGUUGGUGAAAGCUGCAGGUCUUGUUCAGCACUUGGACACACAAGAUCACACUGGGGACAAAGCUCUAGUUCUCAUGCCGCACGACCUCAAGAGCAGCGGAACCGCAGUAGGAUUUCCACAGUCAUACAGCCACUGAGACAGAAUGCAGCGGAAGUAGUGGACCUUACGGUGGAUGAAGAUGAGCUGACAGUUGUGCCAACCACGCCACCUAGAGUGGAGCCACAAGUCGCGAGUUACGCUUCCAGUAACAGUGCUAGUACGUCUACCUCAGAGCAGGCCUCUGAUGCAGCUCACACCGUCUCCAACAGCCAGCCCUCUGCAUCACCAGAGACAAGUGCUACUUUUCCCUCUGGCAGCACUGCUGGUACUUCAUCUGGAGAUGAUAUAAGAACAUCUGCAUCUAAUACAACACUGGAAACUGGCUCUCCGGCCAUGCCAAGGCUACCAUCAUGCUGCCCUCAGCAUUCUCCUUGUGGAGGACCUUCACAGACUCAUCAUGCAUUGGGGCACCCGCAUACAAGCUGCUUUCAGCAGCAUGGCCACCACUUUCAACAUCACCACCACCACCACCACAGCCCUCACCCAGCUGUUCCACUGUCUCCUCCGUUCAGUGACUCCAGCUGCCCUGUCGAAAGUUCUCCAGUGUCUGCACCUUGUGGAACAAGCAGCAGUUCUGGCAACAGUUAUCAUGAGCAGCAGGCAUUGCCGGUAGACUUAAGCAGCAGUGGUAUGAGAAGUCAUGGAAGUGGUGCUUUUCAUGGAACAUCUGCUUUUGACCCCUGCUGUCCUGGUUCUUCAUCUCGAACUGCAAUUUUUGGGCAUCAGGCUGGUGCUGGCCCAAGCCAAUCAAUAACAAUAGACGGAUAUGGAUCAAGUAUGGUUGCGCAGCCACAGCCCCAACCUUCUCCUCAGGCAUCGCUCCCUUCCUGUCGGCACUAUAUACAUUCUCCUUAUGCUUCUUUGGCCAGACCUCUUCACCAUCAAGCUUCUCCAUGUCCUCACUCUCAUGGUAAUCCUCCUCCACAGCCACAACCUCCGCCUCAAGUAGAUUAUGUCAUCCCUCAUCCAGUGCAUCCCUUCCAUCCUUCAAUCUCUUCUCAUGCAUCUUCUCAUCCUGUUCCACCUCCACCACCAACUCAUCCUUUAGCCAAUGCAACUGCUCCAAUACCACAGCAUCUUCCUGCAACGCACCAGCCUAUAUCCCAUCACAUCCCCACAACGGCAUCUCCAUCGCAGAGGCUACAUCCUCAUGAAGUGAUCCAGAGGAUGGAGGUCCAGAGAAGAAGAAUGAUGCAACACCCAACACGUGCUCAAGAACGGCCGCCACCACAUCCUCACAGAAUGCAUCCCAAUUAUGGUCAUGGACAUCACAUUCAUGUGCCUCAGACAAUGUCUUCCCUUCCUCGACAAGUUCCAGAGAGAACUGCCUGGGAGCUGGGAAUUGAAGCUGGUGUGGCUGCAGCUACUUUCCCUCACUUGGCCCACUUCCAUGCACCUCCUCGACUUCAUCACCUGCAAAUAGGGGCUCUUCCUCUAAUGGUACCAGACAUGGCGGGCUACCCUCACAUCCGUUACAUUUCAUCGGGAUUGGAUGGAACAGCAUUCAGAGGCCCUUUCAGGGGCAAUUUUGAGGAACUGAUUCACUUGGAGGAACGAUUAGGAAACAUUAACCGUGGAGCAACACAGGGAACUAUAGAAAGAUGCACAUACCCACAUAAAUACAAAAAGGUAACAACUGAUUGGUUCUCACAGAGGAAACUGCACUGCAAGCACAAUGGGGAGGAACGAACAGAAGAAGACACAGAGGAAAAGUGUACCAUCUGUUUGUCUAUGUUGGAGGAAGGUGAAGAUGUCAGGCGCCUUCCAUGUAUGCACCUUUUCCACCAAGUAUGUGUAGAUCAGUGGUUGAUUACUAACAAGAAGUGCCCCAUUUGCAGGGUGGACAUUGAGGCUCAACUGCCUAGUGAAAGUUGACACCACUUUCCAGAACUCUUGUCCUCCCUCUCACUCCCUCUCAUCCUUCCUGGUACUGCAGUCAACCAAAGAUGGCAUGACUUACCUGCGCAGAUUUGGAAACGUUGAACCUAGAGUGCUGGCUCUGCUAUAUGGUACAACUAAUGCUAGACCUACAGUUUAUGUAGAAGACAGCUGAGUUUCAGUAUAUUUAUAAAAGUUUUUUAGGUUUUACAUUUUGUUGUUCUUUGAAUUCAUUACUGUAUUUUUGCAUGGUUCCUUGUGUUGCAUUUAUUUGCACAUGUUAUGGGCUUUGUGACCCCAAACUUGCAGGCAAGAUUAGCUGCUUUAGUAAGUAGAGUUGUGUGGUCUUUUUUUGUUGUUUUUUCUUGGUUUGUUUUCCAUAGUAUUGAGCUUUGAGUGUAUGAUUCCACUCAUUACUAACCUCGGAUUCCUUAAUUUAAUCGAUCAUAUAUUUUAGUUUAAAUGUAUAAAGAACAUCUAGAAAAGGAUAAUAAUAUGUAUUGAGACAUUCCUUAACUAGGAAAAAAUGGCUGCUGUAUAUUUACAAUAUCA
Molecule: messenger RNA, 3513 nt
Organism: Pterocles gutturalis (yellow-throated sandgrouse)
Lineage: Eukaryota; Metazoa; Chordata; Aves; Pterocliformes; Pteroclidae
Gene: RNF111
Product: ring finger protein 111
Exons: 13
Coding region: 1-2958 (985 amino acids)
Biological process (GO): ubiquitin-dependent protein catabolic process; positive regulation of transforming growth factor beta receptor signaling pathway; positive regulation of DNA-templated transcription
Cellular component (GO): nucleus; cytoplasm
Molecular function (GO): SUMO polymer binding; SMAD binding; ubiquitin protein ligase activity
Source: RefSeq, a predicted model, not a curated record